AACGCGCCAAAAAAUCCACAACCGCUUCGAGGUCUACACUUGGGAGUUUCUCGAUAAUGCGGAGGUGACGUUUUCAGCUGGAAUGCGUUUUUACUAACCCCAAUGCGAAAAUCAUUAGGUACAGCUAUUGAGAGAUAGUUUAAUUGUGGUCUUUGGGGAAAUUUAUUGAUAGAGCGUGUGAAAUAAGGGAAAGUAUUAAGAUGGACUUCGAAAGUCAAAAGGAUGGAUUAUCUUGCUCGAUCGCUCCGGUCGGUUGGGAAAAGGCGACAGAGAGUAGCGAUUCUGAAGAGAGCGAAUGUAAUAACUCACAACCAGUUCCCCUCGCAAGACACUCUUCGCUAGCUGAAAUCACUACAAUAUCUAAUAAUUGCAAAACUAGCCCACUAGCAAAGUCUCAACUAUCUGUAGAUGAAGGAGAUUUACAGAAAUCGGUUAGUUUAGAGCUGGAUUCUGUGUUAGACGUGGCGGUUCGCAGUAACCAACCGAGCGGAACUAAAAUGCAGCUGAAAUCCCGCGUCCCCUCGACCCCGACAAAACAACAACCAGAAAGUAGGACUCCCUCGAAACACUCUACAGACGAACCUCUAACACCCACAGCAAACCUCAAGAUGCUAGUUAGUGCUGCUAGCCCGGCUAUUAGGGAUCGGGAGAUUAAAAAGCGGGAAUUAUUCACGGAUUCGCCGGGAAGUCCGGCGGUUGUACCAUCGUUCGCGCUACCGGUUUUUGACUCCAAAGUUGUGAUCAGAAAUGGAUCGUUCACUCGCGUCGAGAUGGAAAAUGGAUCUGAAAAAAUAGCAAUCAGUAGAAAAGACAAGUCACUGGGUCUUCUCUGUCAAAGAUUUUUAGCAAAGUAUCCAGAUUAUCCUACAAGUGACGAAUCCAUAGAAAUUAGCCUAGAUGAAGUAGCGAAGGAUUUGGGUGUUGAACGCAGAAGAAUUUACGAUAUUGUGAACGUAUUAGAAAGUGUAGAAGUGAUUAGUAGAUUUGCCAAGAAUCGCUAUAUGUGGCACGGGAAGACAAAACUUGUGCAAACACUUCAAAGACUCAAGAGGCUGGCUUUAUCUCAAGGGAUUACUUUAUCAAACUCUGGCAAGGAAAACCCUAGCUCAACUCAAUUGCAAGCUCACACGACCUCUAAUAACAGUGUUAAAUAUCCCCGUCUGCUACCCAAGAAUAACAACAUCCCUCAAAAUGAGAUCAAAUGCUUCGACUUGGAUGAGGAGGAGCUUGCGUGGGCAAAAAAGCAAAGAGAAGCCGAUUACUGCAGGAAGGACAAAUCCCUGGGAGUGCUGAGCCAGAAGUUUCUUAUGAUGUUCUUAGUCUCAGAGACAAGACAAGUCACGCUUGAUGAUGCUGCAAAUGUACUUAUAGACAGCAGUGAAGAAGGACAGGCCAAGUACAAGACAAAAGUUAGGCGGCUGUACGACAUCGCCAAUAUCCUAUCCAGUCUACAGUUGAUCCAAAAAGUACACAUUCACAACAUACAGCAUGGCAGAAAGCCUGGGUUCCGCUGGAUAGGGAUGGACUUGGACACGCUGGAUGACAAAAGACGCCAAGAUCCAGUCCCUGCGGUCAAGACAGAGAAGCUAACUCCCAAGAGUCACCAGUCCCUCCUGGCGGAGAUCGAAGACAAAGAAGAGAGCUUGUUCGGGAGACUGAUUAGUAGACGUCCGAGUCAGCAGCAGAUCCAGAGGCCCAGGCACGACUCAAGCAAGAGCAAGCUACCGCGGUCAUGGUCAGACUGCAGGCACGCCUCUAAGAAACGUGCGCUCUCCUCCGAUAAAGAGAAGGCGAAUAGCGAGGACGGGUACUCUAUACAAGAACUUGCAGAUGCAGACGCAGCAGAAAGUGAUGUCGCCUCUAGUCCAACGGCCGUCAAGUUCCAGUCGGAGCUGAAGAAACUCCAAGAGCAGUACCCUGAUCGAAUGUCCCAACUGCUUUCCGCUUGUCGACAAGGGUUCACCCUCCCUGAUCACACUGAUCCCAAGAAAAGUCGCCGCACGCUCUUCACGGGCCAACCGAAAAGCGACGACGAACCAGCGGCCAAGAAAUCAAAACCAAUCGCCGCUGAGGCGCUCAAGACGUUCGUCCACUCCGCCACGUCCCCUUUCAAGCCGAUCCCUGCAGAGGAAGAGAUGGGCAGAGGCCCAAACACAAGUCCGAGAAACGCGAAGAGGUCGGUUCCCGCUGAGCAAGCCUCGCCUGAGCAGAAGGUGCUUCAAGAGCGACAGAAGCAGCAGCGGCUACUAGAGGAGCAGAAGGAUUUUAGCUUACAGGACGAGCGAUGGAAACGUAUGGAGCAGGAACUGGACAAGGCGUUCUCCCAGACUGUCCCCUCCCUCUCCUCCCCUGUUCCACAACAGGACAUGAGUGACCAGUCUUCCGUAGGCAUACAGGCUAGUCUGAUCGAGGACGUCAGCCCGCUGAAGCCUCUUAGUAAUUACUACGUGAAGAUGUUGUCAGACUGGGGUCAGGCGCAGACUCAGGAACCCCUCGCCUCCCGCAGCGCCACGCCCUCGCCCGUCAUACUGCAGAGUAUGGGCGUGGCACCUUUAACGACGACCACACCUGUCAGUCAAGGAUGCGAGAGCCAAUCAGCACUCACAAACAGCGUGACACUUACCAAUCUUGCCACAAACGCGUGUCACGUGCGACCUCUGGGUCAAGUCACGCAAGAAAACUGCGCGACACCCACUAGUCAUGUCACAGAUACCAACAAGGUCACGCAUGCGAGCCACGUGACACUCGCCAGUCAAGUCGCUCUGCCUUACCAGGUCGCCAAUCAGGUCACGCAUUCCAACCACGUGGCACUAGCCAAUCAACUCACGCACGUCAACCACGUGACACUCGCUAAUCAGGUCACGCACACCAACCACGUGACACUCGCCGGUCAGGUCACGCACGCAAACCAUGUGACAUUCGCCAAUCAGGUCACACACGCCAACGUCAAUCAACUCAACCAUGCAACAUGCAACCAAGGAACAGUGAAGACGGCAAGCCAUCAGAAUAGGGUGGUGCUACCCAUUGCUAAACUACCACAGUCUAUAUGGAGCGGUCUGACCCAGCAGUCAUCCAGGCAGUCCCAAGCCGCACAUCCAGGGGGUCUUGUCUUGAGGCUGCCUCCAAGGGGGGCUAAUGGAUCCCCUCUACCCAUUUCUACAAUGGCACUCCCUGUCAGCUUCGUGAACAGCCUCAUCAACAGCCACCCCUCCGUCAACCACACUUCAAGGCUGCAGAUACCAACCAGCAGGCUGCAGACACAUACUACCACUAUCCAGCCAUCUACUACCAGGUUUCAGACACCUGCAGCAAACCAUCACACCACUGUUUUGCAGACUCCUCCUUGUACUCAAGCAGUAUUUGGGUCCCCCAUGGCCAAUGUCCAGGAGUUCUCCAGUGUGGCCACGCCUAUCCUACCCAAGCCCAGCCUCCACAAACAGGGGUACACGUCUCGUAUGGGCGAGACACCAUCAAACCCUGCAACUUUCCUGUGCCCAGAUGUCGCCAAGGCUUUAAUGCUGCCAGAGCAUAAUUGACACUUUUUAGGACUUUUUUUUAAAUUGAGAUCUUUAUUAAAGGGCAUAUUUCUGAUAAUGUAUAAAGGCAUGGAUUCCAGGAAAUCCUAGUUUACCUGAAAUGGCAAGGUAGUGUAUGUACCAGGAAUUGCCAGGAAAUAUGUUUUAUCGCGAGUAUGACUCGCAAGGUAUGAUCAGCCGAAUGAUCUUGAUGGGCCGAAAAGCUUUUUCCUUAAAUGUUGCCAAGUCGAUGUCACUGCAAUCUUUUUGAUAUACAUUGACCAACAAAGUGAACAGAAAUUGAGAAUUAAUUUUUAAUACUUUGUUACAUUUUAUUGAUCACACAUUAAAUCCCCUUAACCAUGUCAUCAAUGCACACUAUGAUGAAGCUUUCUUCAGAACAGGAUAAACCUUAUCAAAAAUCUAAACCUCAUUUCCUGGAAACAACUCUUUUAUCUGAUUUUUGCUCCAUAUAAGUCUUUACUCAUUUCUGUGUGAUGGUCUCAGACACAUAUUUUAAAUAAGGUGCAUUGGAGAAUCCAUUUGUCGUAACUUGCAGUGGCUCCUGGGUAACAGGUGUUCCUUAUUUAUUCUGUCCCUAUUGAUGUACUUCCGGUUACGACACUUGGAUUCCGAGUGCAACCUAGUACAGUAUGAAUUGGGUGUAAACAUCGACCCUGACCUGGACUAUUUUCAGCCCACGUGGUCGGACUCUUCUAAGAACCUUUUGUUUUCCAGCAAGUAACUUGUUAUGAAAUUGUAAUUUUGACUCUGAAUAAAUUUGUUUUAACAGGACGUAUGCUUCUCUUUUGAAAUGAAAGGGACAGGAUAACCUGUCUCUCCUAAAAUGCGUCGUGAAGAGUGAAUAUUUAGCGAAUUUUGGAGAACAGCAUGGCAGAGUCGAGUAUUGUUUUUCCCUAGAGCAUUGGAAGUCGAUUUUCGUUAAAAAUUCAACACUCCUCGACUGUAACUUAAGCGAUAGUCUCAUGAGACCUUUUCGUGAGAGAGCAAUUUGAGAGUUCUUUAGGUAGUAAAAGAUUUUGCUGCGAAGAUGGGAUAAAAGAUUAAAUGAUCCAAUUGGAAUAACACGAAAAUAGAAAACACACGUGAUGUAAAGGACAGAAAAUUUGAAUACUGCUCAAUGAAUCAUAACAGCAAUAUAAACCAAAAAAAAUUUAUUACCGAAUUGUAAUUACACUAUACAAUUGUCACACUAAAAGAAACCACCAGGCUUUAAGUUAAAUGGUGUAGGGUUGCGGGCACGAAACUAAGGGCCGGAUCUUCAAAUACUAUUCUUUUUUAUAUCGUAUGAUACAUGACUGCGCAUCCUACUCAGUCAAUCUAGACCCAACAAUACUAUUAAAAACACGGUUGUAUCGGUUUCAAGGAAAGCGUAAGGUCACGUGAGUUACCCGACACUCACUCUGGCUCUCUUUACACCCUAGCCCACGUAAAAAAUACUUGUGGACUUAAAAAUAUGUUUUGUCUUCUGGCGAUAAGAUUUUGGUUGAGUUGUCCAGUUCUGCAUGCUGCAUCAAGCCUUAGCCGAGUAUCACCAGUAGCCUCGUCCCCAGGCGCCUCGGCUGCGCGACCACUUAAAAUGACGUCAACUUUUGAAAACCCGUCCCCAGGGUCUUCUGGGUAAUUUACCCGGGAGACCCUGGGGAAGAGGUAGCCAGCAGCUCAAAGAGGUUCUGCCAUUUUGAAUACGAAUGAGCUGACCGAUAAUAGCCUGGAGACGAGGUUAUUCCCGACAAUACUUUGUCAACUGCUGUCUAGUUUUAGGGUGAUAUCCGUUGGCAGAUAUCUAGUACAAAGCUUAGGUAGCAUUUUUU
This is a messenger RNA of Nematostella vectensis (starlet sea anemone), 5350 nucleotides long. Its product is annotated as transcription factor E2F7. Gene Ontology annotation, cellular component: RNA polymerase II transcription regulator complex. The transcript has 13 exons. Lineage: Eukaryota; Metazoa; Cnidaria; Anthozoa; Actiniaria; Edwardsiidae. Gene Ontology annotation, biological process: regulation of transcription by RNA polymerase II. The record is from RefSeq and is a predicted model, not a curated record. Gene Ontology annotation, molecular function: DNA-binding transcription factor activity, RNA polymerase II-specific; RNA polymerase II cis-regulatory region sequence-specific DNA binding. The coding region runs from base 201 to 3536 and encodes 1111 amino acids.